Messenger RNA from Miscanthus lutarioriparius, 174 nucleotides. NCBI's taxonomy places the organism in Eukaryota, Viridiplantae, Streptophyta, Magnoliopsida, Poales, Poaceae. The record is from the annotation of a GenBank genome assembly.
AUGGGGAUGGAGAUCUAUAUUUGGGCUGUUGGACAGGAGAAUGUACAGGAGCAGGAGAUGGAGCAAAAUGCUUCUUUUCCUCAUGAUUCUUGUUAUGGUGGUGGUGUUCAUGGUGAUGAUGGUGGUGGUGGUGGUGGUGGUGGUGGUGCUGAGGAUGAUCUUGAUAAGGCAUAG